This is a messenger RNA of Rotaria sordida, 1302 nucleotides long. NCBI's taxonomy places the organism in Eukaryota, Metazoa, Rotifera, Eurotatoria, Philodinida, Philodinidae. The record is from the annotation of a GenBank genome assembly.
AUGUUUACUAAUCGUUUUUUAUUUAUUCGACGUUUACCAACAUUCAUCAUUGUCUGGCGUCAUAAUCUAAUAAAUCCUAUAACUCAAAUCUCAACAUCUCAUUCUCAAGAACUUUACAAUUGGAAUGUAGCAAUGACACAAUCGAAUAAACGUAAAACACCUAAAAAUACACUUGUACUAUUCGAUAAAUUAAUUACUCAACAUUCAGAUAUAACACCGGAUUUUAUUACUUAUCUUCUUGUUUUGGGUGCUUGUAUACGUUUAGGUAAUCUUAAUGAAGGAAAACGUAUUCAUGAAUAUAUUCAACAAAGAUGGUCAACAACAAUUGAAAAAAAUGAAGAAAUUAAAAUACAUACGUGUCUUGUACAACUUUAUGCUACAUGUGGUGAUUUAAAAACAGCUGAAGAGAUUUUCUAUAAAGAACAUCUUGAUCAACAUGCUAUACCAGUAAAUACUUUAAUGAAAGGUUAUAUAAUAAAUAAUCGAGCGGAUUUAGCUGUUCAACUUGCUGAAUGUUUACCAAAGAAUGAACGAAAUAUUGUUACAUUCCUUUUAUGGGCAAAUGCUAUAGCACAAAUAGGUGAUAUUCAAAUGGCUGAUCGAAUUCAUAGAGAAUUAAAUACUUUAUCGUCUUCAACUCAAUCUUUUUUUGCUCAUGAUCGUAGAUUAAUUAAUGCAUUAAUUGAUAUGGAUGGAAAAUGUGGAAAUAUUAUACGAAUGGAAGAAACAUUUAAAAAUAUGAAACAACCAGAUAUUAUUUCAUUUACAGCUAUGGCUAAAGCAUAUAUUGUUAAUGAUUUACCUGUUAAAGCUCUUACUGUAUAUGAUCAUUUAAAACAUACUAAUCAAAUUGGUUGUGAUGAAGUUAUUUAUUUAGUUGCAUCAAAUGCAGCUGGUAAAUUAGGUUUAUUAUCUCGUGCUCGUUCAAUUCAUGAUGAUAUUAUAUCAAGUGGAAUACCAUAUGAAACAAACGAAAAAAUUCUCAAUACACUAAUGGAUACAUAUGGAAAAUGUGGAGAUUUAAAUUCAGCUAGAGAAAUUUUUGAUAAAUUAAAAAUAAAAAGUAAACCAAGUAUUUCAUCAAUGAUUAACAUAUAUGGAAUAAAUUCUCAUGCAUUAGAAGCUGUUGCUUUAUUUUAUGAAACAAAAAAUAAUUUAUCAGGCAAUAUUCAAUCAAUAUUACUUAGUGUUUUGACUGCUUGUGCUCAUGGUGGUCUGAUAAGAGAAGCACAAAAAAUAUUUGAUGAUAUUCCCACUGAUAAACGAACAGUCAAAAUGUGGAAUGCACUUGUGAGUGUGUAA